Molecule: messenger RNA, 1452 nt
Organism: Papaver somniferum (opium poppy)
Lineage: Eukaryota; Viridiplantae; Streptophyta; Magnoliopsida; Ranunculales; Papaveraceae
Product: syntaxin-132-like
Exons: 13
Coding region: 308-1231 (307 amino acids)
Biological process (GO): intracellular protein transport; exocytosis; vesicle fusion
Cellular component (GO): plasma membrane; SNARE complex; endomembrane system
Molecular function (GO): SNARE binding; SNAP receptor activity
Source: RefSeq, a predicted model, not a curated record
UUUCGAAAUAAUUAAAUGAAUAAAAUAAUAAGGCACAUCGAUUCUGCAUAAAGUUAAAUGAACAUCCAUUCCUGGCGAUCUGUCUGUCACCGCACUCUGUCGCAAAGUAUACGAUACAUAGUUCCUUCUGCUAAAAGAAAAAGUUUCAAUUAGUUGUCCUCCAAUUAGUCUCCUCUUCUUUCUCUCAUCAUUUCUGAACUAAAAAAAAACCCCUAGAACUAGUUCCUUUCUCCUUAUCGAACCCACUUUCAAAUCCCUUUCUCUUGUUAUCUCUAGUCUCUUUGAUUCAUCUCUCUCACCAAAAAAGAUGAAUGACCUUUUAACGGAUUCGUUUGAGAUCCCUCGAGGUCAAGGAUCACGGGGUGGGGAUAUUGAGUUAGGAAAUAACCCUCCAAUGAAUCCAGAUAUGGGCUUAGAAAAGUUUCAGAAGCAGAUUGAUGAAAUUGAUAAACAAAUUGAGAAGCUCAACAAGCUACUGAAAAAGCUUCAGGAUGCAAAUGAAGAGUCCAUGUCCGUAACUAAAGCUGCUUCCAUGAAAGCAAUAAGGCAGCGUAUGGAAAAAGAUGUAGAUGAAGUCGGAAAAAUUGCUUUAUCAGUGAAAUCAAAGAUUGAACAACUAAACAGAGAGAAUAUAACCAAUAGGAAAAAGCCAGGAUGUGGAGAAAAUACCGGUGUUGAUCGCACGAGAACUGCAAGAACAGUAGCUGCUCAAAAGAAGCUAAAGGAUAAGAUGGCUGAAUUUCAGAUUUUAAGGCAAAAUAUCAGCCAAGAGUACCGAGAGGUUGUUGAGAGAAGGGUCUUUACAGUGACGGGUACAAGAGCUGACGAAGAGACAAUCGACCAAUUGAUUGAGACUGGAGAUGGUGAUCAAAUCUUCCAGAAAGCUAUUCAGGAACACGGUCGAGGCCAGGUAAUGGACACCCUGGCAGAAAUUCAAGAACGUCAUGAGGCGGUUAGGGACGUCGAAAAGAAGCUUCUAGAGUUGCAGCAGAUAUUCAUGGACAUGGCGGUGUUGGUGGAGUCACAAGGUGACAUGCUGGACAACAUAGAAUCACAGGUUUCAAGUGCUGUAGACCAUGUUCAAUCUGGAAACACUGCUCUCCAGAAAGCAAAGAAGCUUCAAAGGAAUUCUCGAAAAUGGAUGUGCAUAGCUAUCAUCAUUCUUCUUAUAAUUGUGGUUAUCAUAGUUGUGGCUGUGCUCAAGCCAUGGAACGCCAAAAAGGGUGCUUAGGUUAUAUUCAUAUCUCAUAGGUGUGUAAAAUGAUGUUAUAGAGCACAUUCCAGGUUUAUAUAGUGAUUUCCUCAUAUUUUCCCCCCAUGCUAUCUUUUAGUUAUAAGAAUCUCAGUUGCGUUUCUUAACAUUGGCAGAGAAAACGAUAACAAUUUUUUCACUCUUUGAUUGUAAAUUUGUGAGCAACAACACAUUUAUCGUUAGUUCCUUUGUUUCUUUUA